Hemibagrus wyckioides is the source of this 9961-nucleotide messenger RNA. It is a transcript of the gene vwc2l, whose product is annotated as von Willebrand factor C domain containing 2 like. NCBI's taxonomy places the organism in Eukaryota, Metazoa, Chordata, Actinopteri, Siluriformes, Bagridae. Gene Ontology annotation, cellular component: AMPA glutamate receptor complex. The record is from RefSeq and is a predicted model, not a curated record. The transcript has 4 exons. Bases 386 to 1048 code for a protein of 220 amino acids. Gene Ontology annotation, molecular function: protein binding. Gene Ontology annotation, biological process: negative regulation of BMP signaling pathway.
GCGCGCUAUUCUGGAUCCUUUUUUGGGAUUUUUUUUUUUUUUUUUUUUAAAUUAUUAGUCCCCUUGUUUUUUGUUGUUUUCUGCGAUAUGAAGACGAAAAGGAGGAAUAAUGUUUAUGCGAAACGUGUUGGUGGAUUUUUCAUCCUCAUCCUCCUCAUCAUCAUCCAGGUUGAUUUGACCCGGCUACAUGGAGCAUGAGCACUAAUCUUUCCUGAUUUUAUUUUUUUUUCUUGUCUUUUUCUGUUUCUUUUUCUCUCUCUUUUUUUAAACCAAGACGGAUUAUUUCGGAAUUGGGAUUUUCUUUGAAACUCCACUGAGGAGCAUCAGGAAGGUGUUUCCGACAAAGUGGAAGAAGACAUCUCACCCUGGCCUGGCGAGGCACAGGAUGGGCCGUCUCCUGGGAGUGAGCUGCAUGCUCCUGCUCACCCUGACCACGUCCGUGUCUUCAGCCUCCCUCGUUCCCGAGGACUACGCAGCUGACGAGGCCGAGCGCAACACCAACGAUGUGCUGUUCGACGACUACCGUGGCAAAGGCUGUGUGGACGACAGCGGCUUCGUCUACAAGCUCGGCGAGCGCUUCUUCCCUGGCCACUCGAACUGCCCUUGUGUGUGCACCGAGGAUGGACCCGUGUGCGACCAACCUGAGUGCCCAAAAAUCCACCCCAAGUGCACCAAGGUGGAGCACAAUGGCUGCUGCCCCGAGUGCAAGGAGCUCAAGAACUUUUGCGAGUACAGGGGCAAGACGUACAAAAUAUUGGAGGAGUUCAAGCCGUCUCCGUGCGAGUGGUGUCGCUGUGAGCCCAACAGCGAGGUGCACUGCGUGGUGGCUGACUGCGCCGUUCCUGAGUGUGUUAACCCGGUGUACGAACCGGAACAGUGCUGCCCCAUAUGUAAAAACGGUCCAAACUGCUACGCCGGAACGACGAUCAUCCCGGCCGGUAUUGAAGUGAAGGUGGACGACUGCACCAUCUGCCGCUGCCACAGUGGGGACUGGUGGAAGCCGGCGCAGUGUCUGAGGCGCGAGUGUCUCAACGGCCAGACUUCAUAAAAACUCUCACGAGAAAAAAGCGAGGGAUAGAAACAUGAUUGACAGCAGCGCCCAGACACAGGGACCGCCCACCUGGAGGACACGGAGGGAGGAAGUGACCGGCACGAGCACAAUCCGGCUGCAGUGAGGCUGCUGAGAGACACACACACACUGAUCACUGAUACACUUCACACCUCGGAGGUGUCACCGUUACCGAAACUUCAAAAGACGCUGUGAUUGUUCCUUCAUUCCUUCAUUCGUUCGUUGGUUUCUAAUGGCUUCAUUGUAGGUUUAUUUCUCACGUAUGCUGCUCAAAUCCAGAGUUUAUAUAUUUCAUGAUAUUUAUUUACUCAACGCAGUUAGUUUGGUGUGUUUGGUGAACGGGUUCGAACCUUGAAGCCAGAUGUACAUGUGCGAUUCUACUGUUAAAAAAAAAAAGAGUCAAAUUUAGCACCUUUUUGGAAUUCAUUUAGUUUAAAAUCUGAGUGUCAUCUCUGCUACAACACACAUCUAUAAUCAACCAAUCAGAGAGCAGAUCAGGACGACGCCCGACUCACAGGCCAUCAUAUAGAAGAGCUGCAGGAACGACGUGUUUGUGUAGAACAACCUGGAAGUGAGCGUCACGCUGAUUUUCCUCGAUAAUCAAACAGCAGGAUUGGUUUAUUGUCCUUAUUUGGAUUGUCGCCCUGUGACUAAACAAAAAUCGAUGAUAUUUAAACAUUUUGUUCAAGAUAAUCGUGCUUCCUGUUCGAUUGUAGCAACAUUUAGACACUCAUUCACGUCUUUUUCAAAGCCUUUUUCACGAUCUGUGGAGUUUUACUGAUAUCUCAUAGACUUUAUCUCAUAGAUUCAAAUAACACCUAAAAGUUGUUUCCAGGCUUUAAAAGAAGCCUUUAUUAUUAUUAACACCACACAUACAUUACAGCACAGUGGAAGUCUUUACUUCACACAUCCCAGCUGAGGAAGAUGGGGUCAGAGCACAGGGGCAGUUAUGAUACAGUCCCCUGGAGCAGAGAGGGUUAAGUGGCAGUUUGGCAAUGCUAAGGCUUGAACCCUGACUUUCUGAUCAACAAGCCAGAACCUUAACCACUUGAGCCACCACAGCCCCAUUACAUGAAAUUAAAUUAAAUGGCCCAUUAAACCAAAAACCCACGCAGAUUUGAGAAUGACGAACGUGAGAGAGAGUCAUUUCCGGGUUUUAGGAUUCCUUCCUGCAGCGCUCUAUAUAAAAUUCUCUAGACUGUUGAACAGGAUGUACUUCAUAAUUUGUCAUUAUAUGUUUUUAUUAUAUACUGAUCAGGCAAAACAUUAUGACCACCUGCCUAAUAUUGUGUUGGUCUCCUUUUUGCUCCCAAAACAGCCCUGACCCGUCCUGCACUGUGUAUUCUGACCCCUUUCUAUCAGAACCAGCAUUAGUCUCUUCAGCAGUUUGAGCAACAGUAGCUCGUCUGUUGGAUCGGAUCACACGGGCCAGCCUUCACUCCCCACGUGCAUCAGUGAGCCUUGACCGCCCAUGACCCUGUCUCCGGUUCACCACUGUUCCUUCCUUGGACCACUUUUGAUAGAUACUGACCACUGCAGACCAGGAAGACUCCACAAAAGCUGCAGUUUUUUUAAGGUGCUCUGAUCCAGUGGUCUAGCCAUCACAAUUUGGCCCUUCAUCAAACUCAAAUUCUUACGCUUGUCCAUUUUUCCUGCUUCUAACAUCAACUUUGAGGACAAAAUGUUGACUUGCUGCCUAAUAUAUCCCACCCACUAACAGGUGUCAUGAUGAGGAGAUCAUCAGUCUUAUUCACUUCACCUGGCACUGGUCAUAAUGUUAUGCCUGAUCAGUGUGUGAGAAACUUAAGGCGUUUAAAAGGCUGCUGAAAUCGCACAGUUAAAAGCAGGCUUUAGCUUGACCGUGGUACUGUCCGGCUCGGACACACCACCACUUUCUUCACCAAAUACGAUCUGGAGCGCCGCUCUGAUGUUCUGCUGUUUGUUAUUUUGUCUUUAUUUUCAUUCAUUACAAAUAAGCCAGGCUCGUGUGAAGAGCUGCUGAUGAGAUUUAGCGCUAAACGUCUCAGAUUCAUUGCUGAGAUGGAGGUGGAGGCGGAGGCGGAGGCGCUGUGGACGAGUUCAGAGCUACGUCUCUUCAAUUACGCACCUUAUGAUUGUAUCGAUUUGUAUUAUAAUUAUCAUUAUUAUUAUGAACAAAAAUAUUGAUAAAGACACCAAUAACGACUGUGCCAAAUUUCAGGUGAGAAAUUUGACUGGCAGAGAACAUUUGGAGGGCGGGGCUUAGGGUUGGGUGAUAUGUCACAAAUUUAAAAUUAGGUUGUUUUUAUUUGUUCUUGUUAAGACUUCUUGCUUCUUGCUAACAAGCUGGAUUUUUUUUAUUAUUCAAUUUUGCUUUUAUUGAUCACGUAGAAAGAUACCUGAAAUGACUGAUAUAUUUUUACAGCAAACAACAGACAGCUAUCUGCUAUCAGAUCAGGAGAUUUAAAAAUAAAUAAAUAAAUAAACACAAGUUAUAUUAUGACAGUCAGAAUAUUUGGUGUAUUGUGACUUGAUAUAUAUAUAUAUAUACUGUAUGUAUAUAUCACAAUAUUGAUAUUAUUAUGGGAUAUUAAUAUUGAGGGGGGAAAAUACACAGAGGUUUUAAUCAGCUCAGAUGUUAACAAACAUAAAAGCGUCAGAAAUUAUUUUAAAGAGUUUAUUUCAAAAUUGAUAAUCUCUCUAAAAUGUUUAUGUACCGGAAGUAACACAAGACAAAAAGAACAGCUAAGAAUCCAGCCGCUAUAUUAAAUAACAUUCAUUUCAUUGGUUGGUUUGAUCUGCAGCGUAUACGCUAGGUGCUACAUAUGCUAGACGAGUCGAGCUAUGUGUCUCAACUCGCAAAUUCUCGCUCGCAAACUGAUUUCGCACGCAACAAUGUUUACGCGAGCAGCCACUAACGUUUAAGAUGCGCUACGCUUCCGUCCGAUCGAAACGAACCUGAGAGCAGGGUGGAUUAGCUUAGCUAGCGGAGUACAGAAAAGAGAUUAGCGAGUCUGUCAGACAAAUUCUAUCUGACUUGAUAAUGCUACAGCUGCUACUGUAAAGCAAGACACUCCCCCAGGGAUGGGACUUAUACCUACAUAGGGACCUGGAGAGCAUUUAAUUGGAAGAUUACAAAGUUCUCCUUGUCUCUCAUCAAAUUAUUAUUUUUCCUCAUAAGUGUUGAAGUAUCAUUAUAGUAUUAAUGCCUAUAACAGUAACCGACAGUGUGAGGAUAAUCUGGUUUGAACAAACGCACUAGUGUUGAUGGGAACUGAGUGUGAGGGAACUGAAGAAAGUUCACGAGCCAAUCUAUCACUUUUGCCUCAUAACUCAUUUACAUAAAACGGAGCAAAGUGUCGGCUGUCGCAUUGUUGCCAUGUUGCUAAAUAGUGAUCAUUAUUAGAUUAGCACAUGCUAGUACUUAGCAGACAUCCAUAGAAAGAGGAGUGUAACUAUAGACUCGAUUGAGUUACAUGCUACAUGCCACAAAUGCAAAUAAAUCAGGGUUUAACAUUGCGUUCACAUUUAAUGGUCCAUUUGUUGAUUUCGAUUCAGAGCUGAAUUGUCACUUUCGGUUUGUUUUCUAUGUUUAGCUUGGUUACGCUUCACACUGCACACCUGAGAGGUGUUGAAAAUCUUCUUGUAAGUUUCGCAGGUCAGAAAUACAUCAAGGUAAACACAUUUUUUUUACCAAGUGCAUACAAGAAUCACUAAAAACAACCAAGAAGAUGCUAAAUAAAGAAUUUGAUCAUAUUACCAAUAACUGGCAUUUUAUAUACAUUUUGUUUUCUCUUUAGGUUUGUUCAGUUUAGUUUGUUUUAUGCUAAAUCUCCAGAACACAUCAUUUCUGCAGCUCAGUCCUUCAGCUCAGUUUGUGUUUUGUGGCUUUACACAACAUGUGUUUGAUUCACUUUCUUAAAUAGAGUCGAUUCAUAGUUGAAACACUUCCUUACCGAGUUCUCUCAGACAAUCACAAGUAGAUUCAGAAUCAACUAAUUUUCUUACUGACUUCACUUACUCUUUCUUGAGUCGAUUCAGAGUCAACUCACUUACUGACUGAGUUCACUCAGACUAUCUCAAAUCAAUUCAGAGUCGACUCAUUUCCUUACCGAGUUCUCUCAGACUCUCUCAAGUCGAUUCACAGUUGACUCACUUCUAUACUGAGCUCUCUCAGACUCUCUCAAGUCGAUUCACAGUUGACUCACUUCUAUACUGAGCUCUCUCAGACUCUCUCAAGUCGAUUCAGAGUUGAUUCACUUCCUUACCAAGGUCUCAAACUCUCUCUCUCAAGUUAAUUCAGUCAAAUCACUUCUUUAUCGAAUUCUCUCAGACUGUCUUGAGUUGACUCACUUCCUUACCAAGUUCCCUCAGACUCUCUAGUGUCGAUUCAGAUUCAAAUCACUUUCUUACUGAGUUCUCUCAAACUCUCUUGAGUCGAUUGAAAGUCGACUCACAUUCUUACCAAGUUCUCUCAGAUUCUCGUGAGUCGAAUCAUUUCCUUACCGAUUUCUCUCAGACUCUCUAGUGUUGAUUCAGAGUCAAAUCACUUCCUUACUAAGUUCUCUCAGACUUUUUCAAGUCAAUUCUGAGUCGACACAUUCCCUUACCAAGUUCUCUGAGACUCUCUUCAGUCCACUCAGAGUCGACUCACUUACGUACUGACUUCUCUCAGACUCUCUUGUGUCAAUUCAGAGUCAAAUCACUUUCUUACCAAGUUCUCUGACUCUUGUAAGUCGAAUCAUUUCCUUACCGAGUUCUCUCAAACUCUCUCUUGCGAUUCAGUCAACUCUUUUCCUCACAGAUUUCUCUCAGACUCUCGAACCCAAGCGUGAUCGAAAAAGAGCUCUGAGAAUAUCAUAAGGCUGAAACCCUGUCAGAGGAAGAAGAAAGGAAACAGAGUGCUGUUUAGUGGAUAUUUUCUUUCCAGUGGAUGCACCUGGUAAUCACUUGAAGAGGUUGUUAUGAUUAAACUUUUGAUAUGGAAUGAAAACCGGCAGCUACUCCAGAUCUUUGUGGAUGAGACUAUAAUCAGUUUUCUCUCAAAUUCUUUAUUUCCUUAUUCCUAAAGAUCCAGCUAUGCCGUUAUAAUGGGUUUUGCAUAAGUAUUUGAUCCUUUCCAUAUUUUUCACUGUUAGAACCUAGGACUAAAAUAAACAUAGUUGGGAUUAUAUGUCAAAAUGCUGGCAUGAUAAUGAAAAACCUAUGUCAUUAGCACACGUUCCUCCACAUAUUAGCACAGUUACCUCCUUAGUGGAAUGCUGAAGCAUUUCUUCAGAUAGGUGAGGGAUUCAAAGUCACAACCUUCCGACUGUUUACACAACAAAUAUCUCUGAAGUUUGUUUUCUCUUCCUGAAAGGGGAACGUAUUUAGGAAGUCUGAACAUUUCCAAACACUCUGUGAAGUACCGGAAUUUUGUCUGGGGAUUUCUUUCGGGCUUGGAGACGAUUUUUAAUUCAGAAUAAGUAUUCUGAGGAUUCGUUUGACGAGGUGUGUUUUUGCUAGGACAUUUAGCGAUCAGCUGUCCGUGAACGUUACUUUAUCUGGAGUUUAGUGGGCAUCGGUCAGAGCCGGGAACGCUUUAGGUUAAUAAUAUCAGAGGCAUGUUCAGCAUAAACUCUCAGUGAGGCUAACAAUUAAUCCAGCUAAUUAGUGGAAAGUGGACAGAACCACUGAGAAUAUUAUUGUGUUUGAACCUCCAUACUGGGAAUCUCCUUCUAGAAUCUUCUUCUAAUCACAUGACAGAUUUUAAUAUUGUCUGUUAUCAGGCUGUAGGUUUGACUCCUUUGGUCUUUAAGAUCUCUGUAUCGAACCAUCGGUCUCUGGAUUCAUCAUUCAGCUUAGAAGAUUGAAGCUGUUUUAUUCAAAGAAGGUAUUAAGAUAAAAAAAAAUACACAGCUGGUGAAAUGAGGCUUAGCUGCUCGUCUUCUGCACGGGUUCAGUAAUUGGAAUUAAGCCUAUUAAGUCAACACUGGCCAAAAAAAAUCCCAGAGAGGAAAUAAAUCUCUGCAGUACCUUUAUGCCCGACUCCAUGCUGGGAUGUCAUGCGGCUGUGGCACAAAGGCAGAAUUAAACCGAGAAGACGCUUUAAACGUCGUAAACCUUCACAGAAAAGAUGGCAGCAUUCGUUCCCUUCCGUUUGAAACGUCCCUGUUUGGCUUCCCCCGGUACCACAUGAAGAAAAGUGUUCUCCGAGACCAGCAGCUUGAACUCGUAUGAGCAAUUAGCAUGCCCGAGCCCGUCUGCGGUAAUUCCCCUUAAUCAGAGCGUAUUCGCUGAUAAAUUAGCCGUCCACGUUCUCAGCAGUGCGGCCCAGCGGGUACAGAGCCGGCACAAAAGCAGGAAUCUACACACACACACAUUGCCUCAGAGCCACUUCGUUUCAUCCUUAACACACACACACAUACACAGACGCGCACACACACACACACCACUGUCACUAGUCUAGCGAAGGCUGUGUCUCACAACAGACCUUAAUUCUAAACAAUUAGCGAGUUAGCGUGACUGAUUAGCUCACACUGGAGAUUUGAUUGAUGGAAUUUUGAGGCAGUUCAAACAUUCAACACAUUCAUGCAACGUUCAGAGCACACACAAUAAAACACCAGCCUUGGUUACUGAAGAGAAAGGAAUAUAUAAAUGAAUAAAUAUUACCUGGGACAUUCUACACAAGAAAAUCCGGUCGGUUUGUUGGUGCGUUUCGCUCCUGAGGUAAAUUCACCAGGCUCGACAACUUUUCAUAUUUUCUAUUGUUCAAAAGAAAUCCAAAACAAAUAGAUAAAAUACGACAUAAACCGACCCAGUCGAUUAUACAAAAGUAAUGGCACCCUAUAAGAAGAAGAAGAAGAAGAGGAGUUAGUAUAGAUCUAUGACAGCAGAUGUACCGCGGUGGCUGAAUUGCAUUAUUGGAAGAUUUCACACAUGCCGCUCUCAGGAGGCUCCGAUUCUUUGUGAAAUUCUUUGACUUUUAUGGAGUUUUAGUAAAUCAGGAGGCUCACACACUCUGUAAUCAACAGGUGAUUGGUUUAAUGUAUCACCAACAAUCCUGUGGAGAUGUGGUAGCUUAGUGGUUAAGGUGAUCAGAAGGUUGUGAAUUUGAAUCCCAGGUUCACCAAAAUGCCCUUGAGCAAGGCCCUUAACACUCAAUAGUAUAAAAUGAGAUAAAAAUGUAAGUCUAUAUGGAUAAGUAUGUCUGCCAAAUGCCAGAAAUGUAAAUGAAUCAAUGUUUUUAAAUCUGGAUGUAAUUUUUAUUUCUGGUUGACUGACAAAAAAGAUUUCUACACAACACUACACUACACAAAAAUCCUAAAAAAUUGAUGUGAGCACAAAACCCUGUAGCUAAUCACUGCACUCGCUAACAAUCAGCCGUGAAGAUCCUUAUAUUUUCAAUGUAAACAGAGAAUGAUGAAGAAAACCAGACAGGACUACAGGAAGUUCUUCUCAAAUAAUUACUUCAUAAAAGAACACGCAUUGUAACUAAACAUUUACAUCAAGAAAGAUAUGAAGUGGGGUUAAAGACAAUGACACUAAGGCAAAUACCAGAACAAUUUUCUUGUCUACGCUGUGAUCUAAAACGAGUCUGUUGACUUUCAGUGUGUUUUAGACGUGUGUUUUUCCCUCUGUUGGAGAACCUUCCACAGAAUUUUGCUGGUUGAAGAUAAAAUCUGAGCUGCUUUUUAGAUGAAUAAGCACUUGGAGCGUCUCAGAGAGCAUGAAUGGGUUUGAUAACAUUUACUUUGAAGAAACAUUUGUGUGUGUUUUUGGUUUAUCGGAAUUUUUCAAUGAAUAUAUCACUCCUAGUAGUCUAAAAAACAGAAAUCCUUCUGAAACACUACAAAUUCUCAAAGUCCUGAGUGUCUACUUUGACAUGAGCUUCAUUUUAACCUCCACUGUGGAGUGGAACAUGAAAAGGACAUUGGGGUCAAAGAUCAAAAUGCUGAAUGAAAUUUACAUUGUUAGUAGAUUGGUCUUUGUUAGAGCACACGCUCAUCUCCAACGUUGUGGAUUUAUGUUUAUUUAUAUUCACAAUUAAACCCAGGAUCCCAGAGAAAUCCUUGUCUUUCUUGAGGAUUGAACUGAGAUUUGAAGUCACAACCUUCCACUCAGUUUUUUUACACACUGAGAGCUAUUUCCUUUAGAUGUUUGGUAAAAGGAACCUGUUUAGGAAGCGGGAAAGCUUACCUUACGGUAUGUUCUGUGGAGAACCAGAGAUCUGGCUAGCUCACCAGAUCACAUAGCAUCUGAGAGAGAUCACGUAUCGAUUCCCUGAACCACCUGGCAUCUAAAUAUCUAGUUGUUAUUUAGAAUAAGUUCAUGUGCGUUCUUAUAGAUUUUUCUCCCGCCAGAUUUUACAGGACCAUCUCCGUCUUCUUUCGCCUGGAUGAUGAAUUACAUAUCAUUAAUUUGAACAUGCCAUCCGCUCAGCCCAUGCGAUUCAUCACAGGUAUUUCACAGCCACCGAGAAAUCAUCCCAGUUACCCUUUCAGACCCUCAGCACUGAUGGAUGAACUGUGUAAUAAACGAUCCAUUGGGGUUGGUAAUGAGAUGAAAAUGGAUUCAGUCGCAUGACCCCCAGAGAAGAGCUGGGAAAUUUCUGGGUAUUUUCAUCUCCUCGUUUUUGCCGGGAUACGUGGGACUCUAGUAUGUUUUCUAUUCAGGAUUUCAAUUCGGUGUGAAAUCGGUGCUCGGGGUUAGUCGUUAGUCAGGAGUUGAUGACUUUCUGACCUGAGCAGAGGAAGAAAUAUGAAAUGGGAUUAUCUAGGAAGUUUUUCUCAUCUUUUUCAUGCAUUGAGGAACAAGAACAAUUAUUUAAAAUACUGAUCCAAGUUUUUUUUUUUUUUUUUUGCAGACUAAGAACAAGAAAAAUAAUGAUUUUUUUUAGAUACUGAGUUUUUUUUAAUUAUUAUUCAGACUAAG